Molecule: messenger RNA, 99 nt
Organism: Tuber melanosporum (Perigord truffle)
Lineage: Eukaryota; Fungi; Ascomycota; Pezizomycetes; Pezizales; Tuberaceae
Exons: 3
Coding region: 1-99 (32 amino acids)
Source: RefSeq, a predicted model, not a curated record
AUGGAUUUCAUCACGGAUCUACCACCAUCACAGAAUUGCGACAGCAUUCUGAAAUCUUUCGACUCCAUGCCAGUGAAAUGGGAAUACAAAACAGACUGA